Messenger RNA from Cygnus atratus (black swan), 1119 nucleotides. RefSeq names its product 3 beta-hydroxysteroid dehydrogenase type 7-like. Lineage: Eukaryota; Metazoa; Chordata; Aves; Anseriformes; Anatidae. Gene Ontology annotation, molecular function: 3-beta-hydroxy-Delta5-steroid dehydrogenase (NAD+) activity. The record is from RefSeq and is a predicted model, not a curated record. Gene Ontology annotation, biological process: steroid biosynthetic process.
AUGGAUAGAGCCCAGGUCUACCUGGUGACAGGAGGAUGUGGUUUUAUUGGCGAAAAGAUCGUAGAGCUCCUGUCUCAACAAGACUACAUCAAAGAGGUCAGAGUUUUUGAUUCAGGAGCAAGAGAAGAAGAAAAAUUCAUCCCAGCUACCACUCAUGUGACAGUGAUGAAAGGAGACAUUCGAGACUGCAGUCUGCUCCUUGCUGCCAUGUGGGCUGUUCACGUGGUUAUUCACACAGCUGCUAUUGUGGACUACAGAAACACUGUGCCCUUCUGGGAAAUGAAAGCUGUCAACGUUGGGGGUACUGAAAACGUGUUAAGGGCCUGCUGUGUCCUGAACAUCCCAUAUGUUGUCUACACAAGCUCCAUGGCUGCGGUGGGACCUAACACCUUGUGUGAGCCCAUGUGCAGAGGAAACGAGGACACCAAAUACAGCGGGGAAGUGGAGCUUCCUUAUGGGAAGACAAAGGCCAUGGCAGAAAAACUUGUAUUUGAAGCCAAUGGGAAAAAGCUGAGCAAUGGUGGCAAACUCACAACCUGCAUCAUCCGUGCAAACACAGUAUAUGGGGAGAAGGCAACAUUUCUGCGAGACCUGUAUUUGUUUGCCAAAGCCAGGAACAAUGCGAACUACCUAGAGCCUGAGAACACCGAGCGCAAUUCCAUGUAUGUGGGGAAUGUUGCAUGGAUGCAUGUUCUUGCAGCAAGGCACCUGCAGCUGAAACCGGACUUACUUGCCAGACAAGUGUAUUAUUGCUAUGAUGACACUCCAAGAAAAGGUUUUCUGGUCAGGCAUCAGCUCCUGUCUUCUGUGGACCCCUCGGUAAGGCUAGGCUCACACAUCCCUUACUGGAAGAUGUGGUUAAUAAUACACAGGACACAGGAUACGUACAGGAUAAUCAAGGCACUCUUGUACCCCUUCUGGAAGCCGCAGCCGUUCCUAAACUUGCCUUUACUGAACACAAUAGUCACCACCUUCUCCUAUGAGACAGACAAAGCCUUCAGGCACUUCAGGUACAAACCCCUCUUCACCUGGCAGGAGAGCAAGCAGAGAAUGGUGCAGUGGCUGAAAGCAGCUGCAGGGAACGUAUCCUGCCCCCAUCUUCAUCAGAAGGAGAAUUAA